AUGGCUGACUAUGAUAGGAGACAAUCUGGAGGAUACAGUCGCAAGAGACGCUAUAGAGAUGACGACGAUCAGUAUGACCGACGCCAGAAGCGGCGCCAGGACUACGCGCCGCUACCAGUCCGAUUCAGAAAACAGCUCGUGGCCAUUGCUGAGUCGCCGCUCCGCCGAUGGGCCGACGAGGUGCUUUCACUCGCGCAGAUGAUUACCGACAACUACGACGACGAAAACCUACGCAGCCUCUACGUCAACCUGGUCCUGCAAAUGGUGAUUGAACAGCCUCUCAAGACGCCGUUUGUUGCCGCCGUGGUGCUCGUCGCCAAUGCGCUCAAGCCCGAGGCCAUGGAGAUUGUCCUCGAGCGUGUCGCCAAGGACCUCGAAGGAGCCAUUGCUAGCGGCCAGUGGACAGAGGUGAAGCUGUAUCUCAAGUUCAUGGCCUGUUUGCAGAGUAAUUUGGAGGGCGAUGGUGUGUUUCCCCUGCUGGAGGAGCUCUUCAACCGCGCGGCCGAUCUGCAGACAGCUAGCUCUGAUGAUACGAUCGGAACUGAAAUUGUUAAAAUCAUUCUCCUCACGAUCCCAUAUGUCAUGGUCGCUGCACCGGGCGAAUUUAAGCAAAAGGCCGCGGAGCUCAUGGACAAGACCGACAUCAUCGCUUCCGAACCCCAUGCGCUGCAUGCGCUUGUCGACCCCUACUAUACCACAGACGACGGAGCAGACUCGAAUGCUUCUGCCAGCAUGCUGGUGCUUCUACAAAAGCAGCUGCAGACAGAAGCUGCCAACGACUGGAAGCUGCAAUGCCUCCCAAGACCUUGGCAGAUGUCGCUCGCGGACGUGGAGACGCAGGACAAGCUGGCGGGUGCUCGCAAGCAUGCUAUUCCCGCCAUCUCUAUCCCGGCCAAUAUGGUCGCCGGCCCGCGCGCCCUCUUCCCAGAAGUGUAUUUGUCCGUGUACUCGAAUCAGGAGGUCGAGUCUGUGCCUGGCACGCAGCACGUUGCCUCAUCACUCAUCCGCGAUGUGCUUGUCGACACCGUCAAUGGUCUCAACUUCAACCGAAAUGCCACGGCUCGCUUCCUCAUGGACAUUGACUGCUAUUUUGCUGACGGCACCUUCGUGAAACGCGCGACACCAUUCGACGAGCUGCGCAACCUCGCUCUCAAUAACCGGUCCACCUGGAAGCCGGAGGACGUCGCUGUCGACACCGUCUUCUCGCAGCUCUUGCAGCUGCCGACGCCCGACUGCAAGCUUGUCUACUACCACUCGGUCCUUACGGAAGCCUGCAAGCUGGCACCAGCUGCCAUUGCCCCCAGCUUGGGCCGCGCCAUUCGCUACCUGUACCGCAACAACCCGCGCAUGGACCUCGAGCUAUCGUAUCGCUGCGUCAACUGGUUCUCGCACCACCUGAGCAACUUCGGCUUCACGUGGAAGUGGGCAGAGUGGUCGGAUGAUGCUGCGUUGUCGGACCUGCACCCGGCCAAGUGGUUCCUCAACGGGGCGCUGGAUAAGGAGAUUCGACUGAGCUUCGCUCAGAGAAUCCAAAAGACGCUCCCCGAAGCAUAUCAGCACCUCAUUGGCCCAGCAAAGGAGCAGGAUGUACCGGAAUUCAAAUACAAGAACCCGGACACUCCGUUCUCCGCCGAAGGCCAGCAGAUUGGCGCAUUGCUGCGCCGCAAGGCCACGGAUGAAGAGAUCCAGCCCACCAUUGACGCCAUCCAGGCGCAAGCCCAGGAGCGCGCUCUGGACCCCGUCGUCGCCAGCACGGACGUGUUUGUGACGGCCAUGUGCUGGGUCGGCUCCAAGUCGCUGAGCCACGUCCUCGCCUGCAUCGACAGAAGCAAGGGCCGGCUCAUCGACGCCGGGGCCGCGUCACCGGCGGCGCGCGCACAGAUCAUCUCCUCGGUCAUGGCCUACUGGCACGCGCACCCGGGCGUGGCGCUGUCCAUCAUCGAGAAGCUCCUCAACUACUCGAUCCUGACGCCCUUCUCCGUCGCCGACUGGGCGAUCCUCGCGGAUAGCGCUUCGCACAAGGGAUCGCCGGGCGCGGCGCUGGCGCAGCCCCACAUCUACGAGGUCAUCUUCAACACCGUGUCCAAGGUGACGGGCCGCGUGCGGCAGGUCGUGUCCGCGAUCGGCGGCGACUCCAUCGACGAGGAGGAGGUAGCGGCGCGCGCCAAGGAGGUGGCGGACAUGACGGAGCUGUUCCGCACCGUCAACGAUGCGCUCGAGUCGUGGGCGGGCGGCAGCAAGGACGAGCUGAUGGAGCACGACGGGGCGGGCGGCGAGACGGACGAGACGCUGAUCCGCCGCUGGGGACAGCGUUGGCUGCGCGUGUUCAGGCGGCGCGCGGCUGUCGAGGCGGCGUUUGUAGCCGAGGCGACCAAGGACAAGAUGGUGGUGGAUGGCGAGAACGGCAGCGCUGCUUAG
Molecule: messenger RNA, 2418 nt
Organism: Cordyceps fumosorosea ARSEF 2679
Lineage: Eukaryota; Fungi; Ascomycota; Sordariomycetes; Hypocreales; Cordycipitaceae
Product: cap binding protein
Exons: 3
Coding region: 1-2418 (805 amino acids)
Biological process (GO): mRNA export from nucleus; nuclear-transcribed mRNA catabolic process, nonsense-mediated decay
Cellular component (GO): nuclear cap binding complex; nucleus
Molecular function (GO): mRNA binding; RNA cap binding
Source: RefSeq, a predicted model, not a curated record